This is a messenger RNA of Phascolarctos cinereus (koala), 921 nucleotides long. The record is from RefSeq and is a predicted model, not a curated record. NCBI's taxonomy places the organism in Eukaryota, Metazoa, Chordata, Mammalia, Diprotodontia, Phascolarctidae.
AUGGAAAGCUGCAGCCCGAGGCUCCUUGGCAGCGCUGGACUGCGCUGGGCAGAACGCAACUACUAUUGCCGCAGGCAAGCCAAGGAGUCCGCUUGUUCUUCUGGGCGAAGUUAUAUUCGAUGUAACGAGUCCCUCUCCCUUAACCUCCCAUACCAGGGCAAACAAUUUGCAAACAACCCCAGAACGAAUGGCUACUGCUUACAGCGCCUGGUCAGGGGCUGGUACUGGUCGGGCGUGAAGCUGGGCACAUACCGUUUCUGUGAAUUCAGGGCAUCUGCUGGACAGACCUGUCUGUCCCGGGAAUUGAAGUCUCCGGGGUGGACUCUGGGAGAGAAGUUUAAUGGAUGUGGAAAACAAGUUCAGGAGCUGUGGAUUAAAUGGGGUGACAAUACCAAUAUACUAUGCUCUGAGAACCUGGCCACCCUGGAGCACUAUGUGGAGACCCAGGCCAAGGAGAAUGCAUAUGACCUGGAAGCCAACUUGGCCAUGCUCAAGCUGUACCAGUUCAACCAGGCCCUCUUCCAGACUGUAGUGACAGCCCAGAUUCUGCUGAAGGCCCUCAGCAAUCUCCCCAACAUGGACUUCACCCUGUGCAAGUGCAUGAUUGACCAGGUUCCUCAAGAAGAGUGGCCCAUCAGCCAGUUCCCAUACUUGGGAGACUUGCUGGAAUCAUUUGCAAACUUUCUGGCAUGCCCUAGAGAUGAGAAUAUGGAUCUCGUUCUCCUUAAUGGCAUCACAGGCUUUGAAGACUCCAUUUGAAAAUUUAACCAGCUGAAAGUAUGGAUGAGCAAAUAUGGCUGGAGCUCCAAUGAGACAGGACAGGUCUUUGUUUGCAGUCAAGAAGAGAGUAUCAAGUCCAAGAACAUUGUGGAAAAGAUCAACUUUGAGAGCGUUUCCAGCAUCAUGGCCUCCUCCCAGUAA